This is a messenger RNA of Notolabrus celidotus (New Zealand spotty), 5502 nucleotides long. It is a transcript of the gene myo5c, whose product is annotated as myosin VC. Gene Ontology annotation, molecular function: ATP binding; microfilament motor activity; actin filament binding. Lineage: Eukaryota; Metazoa; Chordata; Actinopteri; Labriformes; Labridae. Bases 132 to 5363 code for a protein of 1743 amino acids. Gene Ontology annotation, cellular component: cytoplasm; myosin complex; actin cytoskeleton. Gene Ontology annotation, biological process: vesicle transport along actin filament; actin filament organization. The transcript has 40 exons. The record is from RefSeq and is a predicted model, not a curated record.
CAGAGUUUUGGAGUUUUGAGGGGCAGGGAGGAAACUCGUUGGCAACCGGGAAAGUACUGUGAUACAUACAGUCUAUGGAUACAACAGGUGGUAAACAAAUGUUCUGCCCGGAGAAGUAAUAACAGUGAUGAAUGAAGAUGGCUGUGUUUGAACUGUACACCGAGUACAAUCGAGUGUGGAUACCAGAUACAGACCAAGUGUGGCAAUCAGCUGAGAUCAGGAGAGACUUUAACUUUGGGGAUAAGGUUCUUAAACUGCUUCUUGAAGAUGGCACAGAGUACAACCACCCCGUGGACCCAUCUAAACCUCAGCUCCCUCCUCUACGUAACCCGGACAUCUUGGUGGGGGAGAACGACCUCACGGCUCUCAGUUACCUGCAUGAGCCUGCGGUCCUGCACAAUCUUAAAGUGCGAUUCAUGGAGUCCAGAAUCAUCUACACCUACUGUGGUAUCAUCCUGGUGGCUGUUAAUCCAUACAAACAGCUUCAUAUCUAUGGGGAUGCAAUUAUUCAUGCCUACUCAGGCCAGAACAUGGGAGACAUGGACCCUCAUAUAUUCGCAGUGGCAGAGGAGGCUUACAAACAGAUGGCCAGAAACCACAAGAACCAGUCCAUCAUCGUUAGUGGGGAGUCUGGAGCCGGGAAAACAGUGUCCGCUCGAUACGCGAUGAGGUACUUUGCUGUUGUAAGCAAAUCUGGAAGCAAGACUCGAGUUGAAGACAAAGUCCUGGCAUCCAAUCCCAUAACAGAGGCGAUAGGAAAUGCCAAGACCACGAGGAACGACAACAGCAGCCGUUUUGGGAAAUACACGGAGAUCAGUUUUGACAAAAAAUUUCGGAUCAUUGGAGCAAACAUGCGGACAUAUCUACUCGAGAAAUCCAGAGUUGUUUUUCAGGCAGACGACGAGCGAAACUAUCACAUAUUCUACCAGAUGUGCUCCUGUGCUCACCUGCCAGAGUUUAAGAGUCUGAGACUGAUGAGUGCAGAGAAGUUUCAGUACACCUGCAUGGGUGGUGACAUCACUAUUGAAGGUGUAGACGACAAGAAAGACAUGGAGGAAACUCGACGGACCUUCUCACUUUUGGGGUUAAAGGAGGACUUUCAGGCAGAUGUGUUCAAAGUUUUGGCAGCCAUCUUGCAUCUGGGAAAUGUUGAAAUCAAAAACUCAAGAGGCGACAAGUCAUCAGUUUCUCUCAGUGAUCCACACCUGGCAGUCUUCUGUGAGCUGCUCGCUGUGAGCACAGAGGAGAUGGUGCUUUGGCUAUGCCAUCGGAGGAUUGUGCUGGUGGCUGAGACGGUGGUGAAGCCAGUGCCUAAAGAGAAGGCGGUGAAUGCCAGAGACGCUCUAGCCAAGCAGAUCUACGCCCAUCUAUUCGACUGUGUUAUUAACAGAAUUAACACAGCUCUAAAGGUCCCAGGAAAGCAGCAUGCGUUCAUAGGUGUUCUGGACAUCUAUGGCUUUGAAACCUUUGACAUCAACAGCUUUGAACAGUUUUGCAUCAACUACGCGAAUGAAAAGCUUCAACAGCAGUUCAACUUGCAUGUGUUCAAACUGGAGCAAGAGGAGUACAUGAGGGAGGGUAUCCCCUGGACGCUGAUCGAUUUUUAUGACAACCAGCCGGUCAUUGAUCUGAUUGAAGCAAAGCUGGGGAUCCUGGACUUGCUGGAUGAAGAAUGUUUGUUUCCCCAAGGCACUGAUCAAAGCUGGCUGCAGAAGCUGUUCAACUACCUCAUGUCCAACCCUCUGUUUGAGAAGCCCAGGUUAUCAAAUGAAGCCUUUGUGAUUCAACAUUUUGCAGACAAGGUGGAAUACCAGUGCAGAGGUUUCCUCGAAAAGAACAGAGACACUCUCUAUGAGGAACUAGUUGACACUAUGAGAACCAGUAAGUUUCCCUUUCUGGCCAACUUUUUCCAAGAGGAGGAGCUUCAUGCUGUGAACAGUAAAGGUGUCAGAGUGAGGCCCGCCAGGCCUGGAGUGAAGGCAGCCAAUAAACAGCUGAGAUCCUCUGUGGGAGAUAAGUUCUGCAGCUCCCUUUCUUUACUAAUGGAAACACUGAACGCCACCACCCCUCACUAUGUGCGCUGCAUUAAGCCCAAUGAUGAAAAGCUUGCAUUUGAAUAUGACUCAAGGAGGGUGGUGCAGCAGCUGCGAGCAUGCGGAGUCCUUGAAACUAUUCGUAUCAGUGCACAGAGCUACCCCUCCAGGUGGACAUAUAAUGAGUUUUAUAGCAGAUACAGCAUCCUAAUGUUGCAUCUGGAGGCUGACCUCAGUGACAAGAAACAGACCUGCAAGAACGUUCUGCAGAGGCUGAUUCAGGACCCCAACCAGUAUAAGUUUGGUCGGACAAAGAUCUUCUUCAGAGCUGGUCAGGUGGCAUAUCUGGAGAAACUGCGUCUGGACCGCCUGAGAGGAGCCUGUGUGACCAUCCAGAAACAUGUUCGUGGGUGGAGCCAGAGGAGGAAGUACCUGCGCAUGAGAGAGGCAGCAGUCAUCCUCCAGCAAUAUGUCCGCGGGCAGAGGACAAUCCGUAAAACAGUGACUGCUGCCACACUGAAGCAGGGCUGGGCAACGCUGGUGAUCCAGAGACACUGGAGAGGUUACCGCAUGAGGCAGAUCUACAAGGUUGUAUGCCUGGCUUCCAUCACCAUCCAGGCCUUCACACGAGGAUGGAUGGCUCGCAAACAGUACAAAAAGAUGAUGAAGGAACACAAAGCUCUAAUUCUACAGAAGUACGCCCGAGCAUGGCUGGCACGCCGGCGAUUCCAAACCAUGCGCCGUUUGGUGCUCAAUGUGCAGCUUUCCUACAGGGUGCAGCAGCUCCGAAAGAAGAUAGAAGAGCAGAGCAAGGAGAACUGUGGAUUAGUAGAGAGGCUGACAACCUUGGCCACGUCUCACUCUCAAACUGUGGACAAGCUUCGGGGACUGGAGGUAAACCUGGAAAAAACCACGCACCUGAAGGCGUCUGUGGAGGCGAGGGAGAAGAAAGCAAAAGAAGAAGCUGGUGUGGCAAUCACAUCUCUUCGAAAGGACUUGGAUGCACUAAAACUUGAAAAGGAGAAAUUAGAGAAAAAGUUUGAAGCUUCCACCAAUGAGGCCAAAGAGAACUUUGAGCAACUCAAGAGCAGCCUUCUGGAAGAGAAAGAGUAUGAAGCGAGACUUAGAAAGGUUGCAGAAAACAACAGUGAGAUCCAGAAACAGGAUCACGAGUACGAGGUGGAAACUCUUAAAGAAGAGUUAAAGAGACUGAAGGAAGACCGAGUUAGUCUGCAGAGGAAGAUUGAGGAGGCAGAGCAGGUGAACUCUGACCUGCAGGAGCAGGUCAUCCGACUCACCAAACACGUCAAAGUCAUCCCAGAGCUACGCCGCGAUCUCAACAACCUGCAAAACCAGAGAAAUAACAUAGAUCGAAAGAUGAGGCAGCAGUCAGAACAAGCAAGAGUGAGAAUGACAGAUAUCACAAGGCAACUUCUUGGAGGGGUUGUUGAACAGGAGGUUCUUUUAGGGCUGAGUCCAGACAGCUCAGAGAUUAGUGAAGUUGAAGAUAUGGUGGCAGCCUUUGAAGGUCUACAGAAAGCUACAAGGAUACUUGAGACCCACCAAAAAGAGCAGAAGGAAAAAUAUGAAACCCAAGCGGAAGGCUUCAAAUUGAAAAUGGAGCAUCUUCAAAAUGAGAACAGCAAGUUGCAAAACCUGUUUCAGGAAAAAAGUAAUGUCAACGAAAACAUUCGCCUAGAGGUGUCAAGGCUGAGCAGCGAGAACUCAAUCAUACCAGAGCUGAAGCUGCAGAUUUCUGACCUGCAGAGACAAAAGCAGGAAGUGGAGGCCCAUGUGGAGGAGCAGAAGAAAGAAUUAGACGAAAAAACAGAUGAGAUCUCAAAUGUUCUCCAAAAGAAGAUACAGGAGGAGAGCUCACAAUGCAGGCACUUUGAGGAGAAAGCCCAAGUGCUCGAGGAGCAGAAGAGGGAGCUUCAAGAACAGGCGGAGGAGCUUGAAGAGGAGAACGACCACUUUAAAAGACAGCACCAGAUGGAGAGCGAGGCCAAGAGCAAAAUGAGACAGGAGAUUUCACGGUUAACCAUGGAAAAUAUGGACUAUGAAGAGCAGCUCGACCACAAAGAUAGACUGAUUAAGAAACUCCAGAGUCAAAUGAAAAGCCUUGAAACAUCACACAGAGCAAAGCCAACCUCUGCGCCGGCCAGUCCUAAAGAUUUCCUCGGCAUGUUAGAGUACAAACGAGAGGAUGAACCCAGGCUCAUUCAAAACAUCAUCCAGGACCUGAAGCCCAGAGGUGUGGCGAUCAAUAUGUUCCCCACUCUGCCAGCCUACAUCCUCUUUAUGUGCGUCCGCCAUGUCGACUACCUGAACGAUGAUGCCAAACUCAAAUCUCUGAUGAAUGGAAUUAUUGGGGGUGUCAAAAAGGUCAUCCUGAGUUUCCAAAAAGACUUGGACUUGCUGUCAUUCUGGCUCUCAAACACGUACCAGCUGCUCAACUGUCUGAAGCAGUACAGCGGGGAGGAGGAGUUCAUGAAACAGAGUACUCCCCGGCAGAAAAAGAACUGCCUGCAGAAUUUUGAUUUGUCAGAGCACAGACAGAUUCUCAGCGACCUCGCCAUCCACAACUACCAUCAGUUUAUUACAGUCAUGGAAAAGAGCCUCACUCCUGCAAUUGUGCCAGGUAUGUUGGAGCAUGAGAGUUUGCAGGGGAUCUCCAGCAUGAAGCCAACGGGCGUCAGGAAGCGUUCAAAUAGCAUCUACGAGGACUCAGAAACCUUCACCAUCUCCUCCAUCAUCCAGCAGCUCAGCGCCUUCCUCAACACUAUGACCCAGCAUGGCAUGGAGCAGGGCCUCAUCAGACAGGUCGUCAAGCAGCUCUUCUUCCUGGUUGGUGCCAACACCCUCAAUAACAUCAUGCUCCGAAAAGAUAUGUGCUCCUGCAGGAAAGGGAUGCAGAUCAGGUGCAACAUCAGUUACCUGGAGGAGUGGCUGAAAGAGAAGGAAAUGCAAAGCUCUCAUGCUAUAGACACUCUGAAGCCUCUGUCUCAGGCUGCCUGGCUGCUGCAGGUCAAGAAAAUUACUGAUGACGACGCCAAGGAGAUCGCCGAAAACUGCACAGAACUCAACACUGUUCAGAUUGUCAAGAUUUUGAACUCCUACACACCCAUUGAUGAUUUUGAGAAGAGGGUGUCUUCGUCGUUUGUCCGCAAAGUUCAGUCAUUACUCCACGAUCGGGACAGCUCCUCGCAGCUGAUGUUGGACUCAGACUAUCGCUUCCAGGUCACGUUUCCCUUCUGCCCGUCCUCACAGGCUCUGGAGAUGCUGCAGGUCCCAAGCAGCCUUCAUCUGGAUUUCCUCAGCAGGAUCUGACCCAGCUUGCCUUCAAAAUUUUACUUUUCAUGAAUGAUUCACAGUCAAAUGUCCUGUGGCUGUAUUUUAUUGUAUAUUGUAUAUAUAUUUUAACACUUUUAACAUUGUAUUAAUAUAAUAAACUAUUUAGACUUUUUGA